GUAGACACAGACAGCUGCUGGAGUGGAGAUAGAGAUGAAAUGGGGUGAUUGUACAUAUCAUGUAGUUGUGUUGAACCGGAGCCGGAUCGUUGAGCGGUCACACAAAGAAAGAAACAAAAAUUAAAAGAGAGUCUGCUGCUGGUAGAGCAGAGCAACAAAAGAGCGAGAGAGAACUAGACAAGAACACCCGAGAGUAGAGUCAGUGGAAAGUGAGUGCGUUGGCGAAGUAGGGAGUCGUUGUCCUCCAAGUCCUCGUUCGUUCGUGUCCAGCAACCACCAACCGGACGACCAGCACCAGUGCUACGCGAACUGCCUUCUCGUUCGUGUCAUUCUCUUCAGUUAAACUAUUUUUUUUUAUUUACAUCUGUAUUAUUAUUUUUUUGAUUGUUUAGAAAAUUAACUUAUGUUAGCACGUGCUGGUAAUUUUUUGAAUUUAUGCGUCAGCGAUGUGAUCUAGAAGAACUGAUAUUGAAGAAAAAACAUUUAAUUUUACACUAGACGUUGGGAGAACCGGUAGACAAUCACCCAGUGGAAGGAUCAAACGCCUCGGAGUUUUUUAAAAGUACAGAGUAGAGGAAAAUGGAAUUGCUGGGCUGUGUGAGCAGGGAGAUGGCAGCUAAGCCAGAGAGAUAGCGUUAGUUUGAGCCGUGUGGAGACCGAUACGUGAUACGCUCCUGGGGAAGUUAAACGGGCCCCGGGGACUGAUCGUGAUGCCAACCGCGACAAUCCAAUGGGCCCUUGCUAUCCUCUCGCUUGCACUCAUUGACGCGUCUCCUCUUCAUCCUCUUCCGCCGCACGCAGGAAUUACCAAGCGGUCUUACAUCGGUUACUAUGAGCCAGUUUCGUAUGACACAACUAUUUUACAACGACAUCGAAGUCGUGGACGACGAGAUGUAUCCGAAGCCACCAAGUUUCAGCCAAUUGUACUUCACCUUCGGGCAUUCGACAGAGAAUGGACAAUGCGACUCGUUCAAGACACUGUCUUUGCAAAGGAUGCUGUUUUUGAAGGAACAAAUGGACCAAUUGCCUUUGACUCUUCGCACUCUUACACUGGAACUAUUGCUGAGGACGACAAUGCCAUUGUGGAAGGAAUAGUGACAGAAGACGGUCUGUUUGAUGGAUUCGUUUCUACGGGCGCUGAAGAGUAUUACUUUGAGCCGACAAGCAGAUAUUUAACGAGAACACAAGAUUCUGAGAAUAAAGACAACGAUACAUCACCUACUUAUCAUACUAUAGCGUAUCGCGCUUCAGACGUCGUCGCUCCACCGCAACCGCGUCGUUGUCCCAGUCGAGAACUGCAUAAAGGAAAUUUAAAAAAUUUUGUAGAUGAAAACAACAGCAAGAAAAAUGAAUCCUUUGAGCCCUACUUUGAGCAGCUUCAGGACCAAGAAAUUCGCGACUCUGGGGGUUACUAUUCGCGUGAAUUAAAUCGGAGGCAAGCAAACAAAGGAGGCUCAAAUGUUCAAUUUAUUGACGGGAUCAACAGAGACAGAUUCACCAGACAUUUACACAAGCGGGCGACAGUCGAUCCCCGUAAAACGACAUGCAUGUUGUACCUGCAAGCCGACCAUCAGUUUUUCUCUCGAUACGGCACCGAGGAAGCGUGCAUCGAAGUCAUGACAAGACAUGUCCAGCGAGUUAAUUCUAUUUACAAACACACUGAUUUUAAUCAAGAUGGAAGACCUGACAAUAUAAGUUUUAUGAUAAAGAGAGUCAAAGUACACAACGCAGAGGCGAUGAAAGAUCCCCACUAUCGAUUCCCAAACAGUUACGGAGUCGAAAAAUUUUUAGAACUUUUUUCAGAGGAAGAUUAUGACGCAUUUUGUUUGGCCUACAUGUUCACGUACCGGGACUUUGAGAUGGGGACACUUGGACUCGCCUGGACAGGCGAUUUAAAAAAUGCCGGCGGCGUUUGUGAAAAGAACGGACAUUACAGAGGAAGCAUGAAGUCGCUGAAUACCGGAAUCGUAACUUUACUAAAUUAUGGGAAACACGUACCACCAGCUGUUUCUCAUGUAACUCUGGCACACGAAAUUGGCCAUAAUUUUGGCUCACCGCACGACCCAGAACAGUGUACGCCAGGUGGUGAGGAUGGAAAUUUUAUAAUGUUCGCCCGUGCAACCAGUGGUGACAAGCGUAACAACAAUCGCUUCAGCCCAUGCAGUCUCAACGCCAUAAAUCCAGUGCUAAAUACUAAAGCACGGUCGCCCAAAGGCUGCUUCACUGAACCACAAGCGUCACUUUGUGGCAAUGGAGUUAUCGAGGACGGGGAAGAGUGUGACUGCGGAUGGGAAGAAGAUUGCCGUGAUUCCUGUUGUUUUCCUCAGCGCCGGUAUCCACCGGCAGAAGAAAAACCCUGUACUCUGACUCCUAGAUCUAUUUGCAGUCCUAGUCAAGGUCCUUGCUGUACAACAGACUGCAAAUUAAAGUUUUCUGACAAGUGCCGAGAGGACAACGGCUGUCGGGACGCCAGUUUUUGUGAUGGCAGGUCACCCCACUGUCCUCCGUCUAUCAACAAACCAAAUAAAACUAUUUGUAAUCGCGAGCUGGUGUGUUUUAUGGGAGAGUGCACUGGGAGUAUUUGUCUUGCUUAUGGCUUGGAAUCUUGUCAGUGUAUCCCUGGGCCUGAUGAUCCACCGACCAAAGCUUGCGAGCUCUGCUGCCGGAUUCCUGGUGGCAAUCAGCCUUGCCUAUCAUCAUUCGACUGGAACUCACCGCCCUAUGAUAUUCCUGACAUGUUUUCAAAACCCGGAACGCCGUGCAACGAUUACAAUGGGUACUGUGACGUAUUUCAAAAAUGCCGGGAAGUUGAUCCAAGUGGACCCUUGGCUACACUCAGGAAAUUAUUGCUGUCAGAUGAAAGUCUGGCCACGUUCAGGAGAUGGGUCGUCGAGCAUUGGUAUGCAGUUGCUAUUCUCAUUCUCGCAGCGAUAUCUUUACUCGUAGCAACGAUUCGGUUCCUCGGCAAAAGGUCGAACCCGAAGCUCAAGUCGGUGACAAUAAUCCACAGUUCAACGACCGAAACAGUGAGAUUGCCACCGGAAGGUGCGGAGGGAGUGACCAUUCACCCGCCGGCAGUCAGGGCGAAACUUCCGUUGAACCAAAAAGUAAGGGAAAAACGACGGGAUAACAAACAGAAGAAUCUCUUGGUAACUAAUUCAGUUAACAACAGUAACAACAAGACAGCAAAGAUUACGACCAUGAUGAGAAGGAGAAGUAAACAGCCACCGGAAUUAGCUAAGAAGAAAAAGAAAAAGAAGAAACGUGUGGUGCCAAUUGUCGGUGAAGAGCCAGGUCGCAAACGUAUUGAGGUAUCAACAGCGCUACCACUACCACUGCCUUCUACUGCUGAUCAAUCAGUUCCCAUGCCUGCUGAAGAGACUCCGAGAAAAGUAUCUUCCAAGGAAGUUGGAGUGAAGAAGAAACGUAAGAAAAAAGAAAUAAAUUAUUCAAUUACCCAAGGAGAUGACGACAAUGAAGUCACAGCUGGUGAUAAUUCAGACCCUAAGAGUAAAGUUCGCUCUUGGUUACUGGCGUCUCACGGUAGAGUAGAACCAACAAGUAUCGCGGCUUUACCAAAAAGCAAAUCAACACCAGUAGGUCUUGCUGGUUCUCCAGCGGUUCCAAGUCCACGAACUGCUGCUGCUGUCACUGCCGCAACUUCAAGAACGCGACCCAUGAAUAUCAGAAGGUCAGCGGACACAAAAGCUCAGCGUACUGUCAACUCUACCCGAGCCAAGGAUCCAGCAAACGAACGUGUGAGACUGCAAAUUGUAUACAAGCCACCGUUCAAGUUCAGUGUCAAGCUCAGAAAAACUGACAAAAAUCUCCAAACAUCCGGUAAUCGUAAAAAUGUACGAAAUUAUCAUCCAAGAACGGCAGUGCUAGUUCGUGCGUCAAACAAAAAAGAUAAAUUCAGGAAAGGCCAGCAAACAUCAACGUCUGCAGGAGUAAAUGCUACUGGUCGAGCCAUCGAGUCUUCCCACGCUGCCAACUCAGAUCUUCAUACUGUUCCUUCAGAUCUUGAAGUUCUGCUGUCGGAGAGUGAGUUUUUAUUUUCCGAUGCGUGACAUUUGUCACCGGUCAUCCGGAAUUGGAUGAAAAAAAAUUAUAACGAGUAUGUAAAAUAAAGUAAUAGAAAAAAUCUACAUAUACAUAUAUAGAUUUAUAAGUUUAGGUAUAAUAAUAAUAAUUUUAUAAGCCAUGAGGAUGAGGAUAAAAAAAUUAAACGGAAGAAAGUCCAAAACGAAUAACAUAACUACUAGUCUUUCGUGAAUUGCAUUCCUUUUAAUAAGUAUUUAUUUUAUUUACUACUGUAUUUUGCUCAUUACAAGCAGUAUAUAUAUGUAUUUUUUUUUCGUAAGUUUAUAAUUAUAUGCCGUAAAAACCUUAAUGACAAACGAAGCUUUAUCAUAAAUUUAAAUACAGUAAAAAAAUUUAAGUCGGUAUUGACUAAUAAUGAUGUAAAGUAAUAGCAAAACUAAAAAAAAAUACUCAGUGUAAAUAUACUGUUACCUGUGAUUAUUAUAAAUAUUUUUUUUCGUUAUUAUUUCUUCCAUGAUCGUGUCCCGAGGCUAUUGAUCUGUCGUCUUCCUAACUCCGGCACGUGCAUGAAAGUGUCUCUUGACGAUCCUCAAGCACGAUCGCAAAAGACGGGAACAAAAUAAUAAAAUAGUUAGAUAGCAUUUUUUAAUAAUCAGUAACUUUAUACAAUUAUUUAAAUUUAAAAAUAUACAUCAUGUUAUUCAUUGUGAUAUGUGCCAAUAAGAGGUACCAGUGCACUGCCGAUCAUUUACAUAAAUUAAUAAUAAAUACAUGUGACAUUUACUUUCUUGCCUUAAAUGCUUAUCCAAUUUUGGCAGACAUUAUUAAUAUUUUUAUUUUUUGAGUAACAAUAAAUACCUUAAUUUUUGAUGAUCAAUUAAAAAGAAAAUAUAAUAAUAAUUAAAUAAACAAAUCGAGACUAUCAAUGUAGCCUAAUGUUGUAAAAGGCUUAAACCUACAUUUCCUAUUGUACUUUUUAUUCUUGACAUUCCUAAUAAUUGUAACUAGAAUACAAAUAAUUAUGUGAGUUUAUAUUUUUACUGAUAAAUAAUUAACGAAAAAACAAAAAAAAAAUAAUUAUAUGAAAUGUAAAUAUUUGUAGAGCAUAAUAUACUUAACAUGUGCUCGAAAAAAUGUACUUACUGAGUACAUAAAUUAAAUAUGAAUCGCUUAACAAAAAUAUUUCGUCCAAAAUAAUUGAAAAUAGUUGAAUAUAAAUGAAUAAUUAUAAAAAAUACAUAAUUACUCACAUUUUCUAUUGUUGUAUACAAGAGUAUUGGUCUGCUGUAUUUUUUCACGGGCUUUGUAUAAAUAGAAUAUUAAUGACGGCUGUAUUCGU
Molecule: messenger RNA, 5383 nt
Organism: Microplitis demolitor
Lineage: Eukaryota; Metazoa; Arthropoda; Insecta; Hymenoptera; Braconidae
Product: disintegrin and metalloproteinase domain-containing protein 10
Exons: 14
Coding region: 711-4070 (1119 amino acids)
Biological process (GO): membrane protein ectodomain proteolysis; Notch signaling pathway
Cellular component (GO): plasma membrane
Molecular function (GO): metalloendopeptidase activity
Source: RefSeq, a predicted model, not a curated record